Pseudomassariella vexata is the source of this 1316-nucleotide messenger RNA. RefSeq lists its product as uncharacterized. The transcript is spliced from 4 exons. The record is from RefSeq and is a predicted model, not a curated record. The coding region runs from base 1 to 1128 and encodes 375 amino acids. NCBI's taxonomy places the organism in Eukaryota, Fungi, Ascomycota, Sordariomycetes, Amphisphaeriales, Pseudomassariaceae.
AUGGCAGCCCCAGUGACGCAAAUCAUCUACCUACAGAUCGGUAUCGACAAGGACUUAACAGACGCCAAAUCCGAUGCUGGGAAAACGUGGAGAGAAGCCUUGGACAUCCUUCAAAGCCACGAAGGAUUUCAACGUCUAUACUGGGGACGCUCCCCUGAAGACAUGACAAAAGUGCAGUUGCACGUCGUCAGAAACCAUCUAUCUCAACACCAAUCCUUGCAAAGUUCCCCCCAAUACACCUCAUUUCAAUCCCUCCUCCAAUCCCUUAUCAUUCCCACAACCCAGCCCCUGACCCGCCACGCCCUCCUUGAAGAAAACACCCCAAACUGCUGCUCCCUCGGCAAGGGAGCCCCCGUCACGGGGACCGCCAUCUACGUCGGCACCGACGCCGCUUGGCACGAGGGUGCCUGGCCGCUAUGGACCCAUAUUGUGCGGUAUGUAGACGGGUGUCUGGGCUGUGCGGGCGGGAAGUUAUUGGAGCCGGUCGAUGGUUAUCAGAAUUGUUUUUUGGUGUACGUGGGGUGGGAGACGAUCGAGAAGCAUGAGGCGUAUCAUCAUACUGAGCACUUUAGGCAGAGGUAUAUUAUUUUGAGGUCCGGGAAUAAGGGGUUCAGGGAGUAUGGCCACCUCUUUAACAUAGUCGACAAUAUCUUCCUCGACAUUUGGCAGUACUAUCACCUCGGCGAGUUGAUCUACUUCGCCGCCCAGACACUUAAUAAGCUGUCCAUCCUAGUGCUCAUGGUCCGCGUAUUCCCCCGAUUCCAACGCGUCGUCUACGGCGCCAUCACCCUCAUAAUCGCCUAUGGAACGGCCUUCUUCUUCAUUACUCUCCUUCAGUGCUGGCCCAUCAACCGCGCCUGGCUCACUCUCGAGCUCCACAUGGGUAUCAUCUGCACCAGUCUCCCCGCCAUCCGUGCGCUGUUUGUCAGCCUCGGCGCCAAGUUGCUGGGUUCGUCCAAGAGCAGCAACUCGAAGCCCUCCAAGUUCUCGACCCAUGGCGAGUCCGAGCUCAAGUCCGGUGGUGCAAAAAACCAACAGGCCCCCAGACGAAGAUAUGGGGGUGAUUUUAUCCCGCUGGAGGAUGUUGACAGUGGGAGGGGCAUCAAGAAGACUAGUUUGAAGGAGUGACGGGAGAAGCAGUCUGCUUAUAGCCUGAAGUGAAGGGGUGGGAACGAGAGUUUAAUUCGAUCGUGUAGUGUAUCAAAGGACUGAAAUGCAUGUAAUUCGUCUAAAUCUUGAUGGACACCUCAGAGUGAGAAGUCUUCGACAGCACUUGUGCAGGUGCCAUCGAAGAGUUGCGUGUACCAUAUUUAGUG